Messenger RNA from Schizosaccharomyces cryophilus OY26, 788 nucleotides. Its product is annotated as histone H4 h4.2. Lineage: Eukaryota; Fungi; Ascomycota; Schizosaccharomycetes; Schizosaccharomycetales; Schizosaccharomycetaceae. Gene Ontology annotation, cellular component: nucleosome. The record is from RefSeq and is a predicted model, not a curated record. Gene Ontology annotation, molecular function: structural constituent of chromatin; DNA binding; protein heterodimerization activity. Gene Ontology annotation, biological process: nucleosome assembly. The transcript has a single exon. Bases 84 to 395 code for a protein of 103 amino acids.
GCGCCCAACUUUAUUCAGUGAGGAUUCGGACUAGCGAACUUUAGCAAAUAUCUAUAUUUUACGCUAAAUAAUUUAUUGAUAAAAUGUCCGGUCGCGGUAAAGGAGGAAAAGGAUUAGGAAAGGGUGGUGCCAAGCGUCAUCGUAAGAUUCUGCGUGAUAACAUUCAAGGUAUUACCAAGCCUGCUAUUCGUCGUCUUGCCCGUCGUGGUGGUGUCAAGCGUAUUUCUGCUUUGGUCUAUGAAGAGACUCGUGCCGUCUUGAAGCUGUUCUUGGAAAGUGUCAUUCGUGAUGCCGUCACAUACACCGAACACGCUAAGCGUAAGACUGUCACUUCCUUGGACGUUGUCUACUCUUUGAAGCGCCAAGGCCGUACCAUUUACGGUUUCGGUGGCUAAAUGCUGUAUACCGAUGUGGGUGUUAUAGCAUGCAAGUUGGAUUUCCAGAGACAUUCCAUUUGUAAUAUAGGAGAAAUUUAUCUGUGCAGUGUAGAUUCGCUUUGCUAGGAAUAGCAUCAAGGUAUAAUGGCCUUAAAUCUAGUUAUUCGACAGUUCUCGUAAAUGUUGAAUCUGUCGGGUAUAGAUGCUGCGCAUGAAAAUACAAAAUGUCAGGAUGUACUGCAUAGAAUUCGACAGCUUUUGCAGGAUUUCUCUUACAGCAUUCUUUGGAUGGAUCGCUCUUUGUGUAUUUGUUUAUUAUGAGUUUCGCACGCUUUUGUUUAUCAUUGUAUAGUAUUUGCUAGAAAAAUUGAUUAAUUGAUGGAAUUGAGUAUUAUGCACGAGUAGAGGUAG